Cheilinus undulatus (humphead wrasse) is the source of this 1740-nucleotide messenger RNA. RefSeq names its product LMBR1 domain containing 1 (gene lmbrd1). The transcript is spliced from 17 exons. Gene Ontology annotation, biological process: protein localization to vacuole. Gene Ontology annotation, cellular component: vacuolar membrane. Lineage: Eukaryota; Metazoa; Chordata; Actinopteri; Labriformes; Labridae. The record is from RefSeq and is a predicted model, not a curated record. The coding region runs from base 1 to 1671 and encodes 556 amino acids.
AUGGCUGCGCAGUCGUUGGUCUCCGAGUCUGUGCUCGGAUGGUCUAUUUUCACCUUUAUACUUUUGGUUUUUGACCAUUUUCUGCCACUUUUCACCACUCAGAUCGUGGCUCUCUCAAAGAUAAUCCUGGCUUUCUGUUGGGUUUACAUUCGGAAAUUUCAGAGUCGUCAGGAGAGUGAAGUCGUUUCAACUAUCACAGCAAUAUGUGCACUGGCCAUUGCUCUGAUAACGUCAGCACUUCUACCAGUGGAUAUAUUCCUUGUUUCAUUCAUGAAAUAUCCAAAUGGCACCUACAAGGAAUGGGCAGCAAACAAUGAGACGAGAAGGCAAAUUGAGGACACUGUGCUGUAUGGCUAUUACACUCUGUACUCCAUCAUACUGUUCUGCGUCUUCUUAUGGAUCCCUUUCGUCUAUUUCUACUAUGAAGAAAGGGAUGACGACAACUGCAACAGAUGCUCCCAAGUGAAGAACGCUCUGAAGUACACAAUUGGAUUUGCCAUUGUCUGCGUGGUGCUCCUUUUAAUUGGAGCUUUCGUUCCACUCGAGGCCCCUCCUGGACAGAACUCCACUCAAUGGGAGAAAGUACAGUACCUUUUUGAGGAGCUUGGCAGCAGUCAUGGUCUACCUGCUCUGUCUUUCUCCAUCAGCUCCCUGACCUUGAUUGGCAUGUUGGCGGUGAUCACUUACACGGCGUAUGGUAUGUCUGUACUGCCUUUGAAUCUGAUAAAAGGCACACGGAGCGUGGUGUACGAGCGCUUGGAGAACACGGAGGACAUUGAUGAUGUUGAGCAUCAGAUAGAGAAGCUGAAAUCCAAGUGCACAGAUGGACGUCCUCUUUCCUCAAGGGACAGGCACAACCUGCAGGAGCUAGAGGGUAAACUGCAGGUCCUCCGGCGCAGGGGGAGACACCUGGAAAUUGCAGAGAGGAACUGCUGCACCAAAGUGGGCAGCGCUCUCAGACCUUUAAAGAUAUUGUUGGGCAUUUUCUUUAUCCUGGUUGCACUGCUCUUCACUAUCGCCCUGUUCAUUUCAAAUUUGGACAAGGCUCUCCACUCUGCUGGCAUCAGCUCUGGGUUCAUCAUCUUUGGCACCAACCUCACCAAUCCUCUGAAUGAACUUCUAUUAGCCUUGCAACCCGUUUUUCCACUGGAUUAUAUCCUCAUCACAGUGAUUACCAUGUACUUUGUGGUCACAUCCAUGGCUGGCAUUCGCAACAUGGGCAUCUGGUUCUUCUGGAUCAGGCUGUACAAAAUCAGACCGAAGAGAACUCGCCCUCAGGCUCUUCUUUUCCUCUGUAUGAUUCUGCUCCUGAUCGUCCUUCACACCAGUUACAUGAUCUACAGCCUGGCUCCACAAUACGUCAUGUAUGGCAGCCAGAAAUAUCUCGUAAAGAUGCCCUCAGCAGGUCCUGCAUCUGGGAACGCUACUUUAGGCACCUCAAGGACCUGUGAUGCAGAUGCGCCUGAGGACCAAUGCACUGUGACGAGAACCUACCUCUUCCUGCACAAAUUCUGGUUCUUCAGCACCAUCUACUACUUCGGUAACUGGGCUUUCAUUGGGGCUUUCCUCAUCGGCCUGACCGUGUCCUGCUGCAGAGGGAAGAAGUCUGUGAUUGAAGGGGAGGUGGAGGCCGAUGACUCAGACUUGAGCGAUGAUGAAUAUGUGCACUGAACGUUCAUACCAUAACUUAAAGGGUCUAGAAAGUACAAUUUUCAGAAGCAAAUAAAUGGAUGUCAGUCA